UUCAGUCCACCCCAAUAACCGUUAUUUACGUCGGUAAAUUUUGAUUCAAAAUUCCCCCGUUGCUAGCAAAAAAAUCACUACACUUCGGUAUUGUCAUCGUAGGGCGGUCCCAGUCGAGGGUUACAUGCUUGUACCGUUCCUCGUUUUCAUUGUAGAAGUCCACAUAUUUUCGCGGAAAAGGAUACAUUUUCCUCCCCAUUCUUUGCAUGGUAGUUGCCAGUUCAGCUCUGUUUUCAAGCCGGUCCAAGAUGGAUGCGGAGUUGUAGAAGGGUAGCAGUAAAGCUCGGAAUAAGCAACCUAGCUUUAGCUUAAACCGAAUCCGAGCUGACAAUUGAGCAAAACAAGUUAAACAAAACGUUUUUCAGCAUUUUAUUGCGACGUAGUUCCUUUAUCCUAAUACAUUUUUGCCACAAUGAUCGAAUCAAUCCUUGCAUGACUCGGUAGAAGGCUAAUGUUAAUAGCUACACAGCUAGCACCGCACAUACAGCGACAAUAAGUAGCGCAGCACGAGAAUGGGAGAGCGGCUAGAACUCAAGCUGAAAUCGCCAGUUGGAGCAGAACCCGCGAGUUACCCAUGGCCGUUACCAGUAUACGAUAAACACCAUGACGCUGCUCAGGAGAUUAUUGAAACAAUACGGUGGGUUUGUGAGGAGAUCCCCGACCUUAAGCUGGCCAUGGAAAACUACGUCCUGAUCGACUAUGACACAAAAUGCUUUGAGAGCAUGCAGAGGCUGUGUGACAAGUACAACAGGGCCAUCGACAGCAUCCACCAGCUGUGGAAGGGCACCACGCAGCCGAUGAAGCUGAAGAGGCGCCCGUCCCCCGGCCUGCUCCGGCACGUCCUGCAGCAGGUGUACAACCACUCGGUCACCGACCCCGACCGGCUCAACAACUACGAGCCCUUCAGCCCGGAGGUGUACGGCGAGACCUCCUUCGACCUGGUCACGCAGAUCAUCCAGGAGAUGGACAUGGUGGAGGAGGACACCUUCGUGGACCUGGGCAGCGGGGUCGGGCAGGUCGUGCUCCAGGUUGCUGCGGCGACCAGCUGCAAGCACUACUUUGGGGUGGAGAAGGCGGAGACACCGGCCCGCUACGCAGAGUCGAUGGACAGAGAGUUUAAGAGGUGGAUGAAGUGGUACGGGAAGAAGCACGGGGAGUACACGCUGGAGCGGGGUGACUUCCUGUCCGAGGAGUGGAAAGACAGGAUAGCGAACGCCAGUGUGAUAUUUGUGAAUAACUUUGCCUUUGGUCCCGAGGUGGAUCACCAGCUGAAGGAGCGGUUUGCUAACAUGAAGGAAGGUGGCAAAAUCGUGUCCUCAAAACCUUUUGCGCCUUUAAACUUUAGGAUCAACAGUCGAAACUUGAGCGACAUCGGUACCAUAAUGAGGGUGGUGGAGCUCACCCCUCUGCGUGGAUCAGUGUCCUGGACCGGAAAACCAGUGUCUUAUUACCUGCACACCAUAGACCGCACCAUACUUGAAAAUUAUUUCUCUUGCCUGAAGAAUCCAAAACUCAGGGAGGAACGAGAAGCAGCUAGGCGCCGACAACAGAAGGAGAACAGAGACAGCAAAAGCUCCUCCACAGCUAAGGUGCUGUGCAGGGAGGGGGGGCGUUUGGGGCUCCUGGCGCUGAAGGACUCCCCCGCACCGCGGCGGUCCGGGCUCAUGGGGAAGGCCUGUAAGCUGGGCGGCGGCGGCGGCGGGAGGCGGGGCCGGCCCAGGAAGGGCGUGGCCUCGGCCGCCAUGGAGCGCCAGAACAGGAAGAACCAGCGAGCCCUGGAGCUGCUGCACGCUCGGACCCUGGCAGCAGCGCCCCCGCAUGACGCCUACAGGUCCCCUCAGAGGUCCCACUACCAGCUUACCCACAAGCCCCAGCGCGGCUCCUACGGCCAGUGGCUCCUGGCCCCCACCCCCCCGGCCCUGCAGCACCUGCUGGAGAGCAUUAAGGCUCAGUACCUACACUUCAUGUCCUACAUGAAGACCCCUCAGUACUGCUCCAACCUACAUCAGGUGCUGCAGCAGGAGAAGAGGAAGCACAGCGAGCUCUUGUGUCGCGUGAGGCAGCUGUACCGGGCCUGUCAGUCUCACAAGGAGAGGAUCAAAGGGCUGUUUCAGGGGAAACUGGAGGAGCUGGGAGUGCGGGCCCUGACGGUGGAGGAUCUGCUGCAGGCUCGGAGGGAGAUCUCUGCCCACAACCAGCAGCUGAAGGAGAAGAGUCUGCAGCUGGAGAAGGACAUGGCCGACCUGCGGCGGCACAGCCUGGCCAUGCUGAAGGCUCGUUGUGAGGAGCUGAAGCUGGACUGGGGCUCUCUCUGUUUGGAGAGUUUACUGAAGGAGGGCCAGGCCCUGCGGAGCCAGAUCUCUGAGAAACAGCGCCACUGCCUGGAGCUGCAGAUCAGCAUCGUGGAGCUGGAGAAGAGCCACAGGCAGCAAGAGCUGCUGCAGCUCCGGGCCUACAGUCCCUGCGAGGACUCCCCCCGCCACAGGAGUCCGCCUAGCCUGGACCCCGAGAUGCCCAAGCUGGGCCCGGCCGACGCCCUGACCAACGGGCGGAGCCCGGAGGCGGCCGUCAACGGGACCGCCUCCCCCCGCUUCGACAGGGGGGCCGCAAGGGCCGAGCUCCUGCCCCGCUACCUGCCCUCCCCCGACCACGAGCCGGCCGCCCCCGCCCCCGAAGCUCGGCACCGGCCGCCGGGCCUCCCCCUGCCGGACUACACCCGCUUCUCGCCCGCCAAGAUCGCCCUGCGCCGCCACCUCAACCAGGAGCCCUGCCACGCCUUUCCCCAGGGCCCUGAGUCCGGCGCGCAGAGGGGGGAUGUUGGAAAAGAGGGGCUCCUCUUGCCCCCUCCCAUCACUGCCAGACAGUACAGCGCCUCCCCCACAGCCUCCGAAACGCCUCACAGGACCACGCCCAAACCUGCAGAGCGGGUGAGUAGAAGCCCGGCUGGCUCCGUUGGCGAGGGCAUCACCAGCCUGCCCGUCAGGAUUCCGCUCAGCACCGUGCACCCCUGCAAACUGCCUGUCAGCAUCCCCCUCGCCAGUGUGGUGCUGCCCAGCCGAGCCGAGAGACUGAGGAGCACCCCGAGCCCCGUGUCACAUGACAAGCUGAACGGUCACAUGAACGGCAGGCAGCCUCACACCCCCACCUCAGGGACAGCAAUAGUAAACGGUGCUUCACGCUGCGGGACGGUCCCGCUGGAACAGAGCCCUGGCCCUUCCUCCUCCUCCUCUUCCUCGUCCCCUCGGCCGCACAGCACCCCGCAGACGGGGCUGCGCAGCCCUGCAGCCGGGCCGGGGGGGGCGCUGCAGAACGAGCCCCGCCCCCACCCCCCCGAGGGCGAGGGCCGUCGCCGCUUCUUCAUCUCCUCUUCCUCUUCCUCCUCUUCCUCCCCCUCGAGGGGCUCCCGGCGGCAAGCCGACGCGGACGAGGGAGGCCGCGAUCGCCACGGCGACCAUCACCGGCGCCACGGCCACGGCCAUCACCACCACCACCGUCACCAUCGCCACGGUCACCAUCGGCACGGUCACCAUCGCCACCGACGCCACCGCCACCAUUCACAGGAAGGGGGGAAGCACAGGAGGAGGAAGCGCAGGUCGUCCGGGCUCCCCCCCACAGAGGGGGGGUCCUCCAAAAAGAGGGCCGUCCCGGGGCUGGGCGGCCACCCCUCCGCCUCCCCCCUCGACAUGGGCUCUAUGGUGAGCAACAUCAGCCAGCCGCUGGAGAUCGAGGCCAUCUCGUCCCCGGAGCCCAGCACGCCUGGCGGCCCCCGCGGCCCCCACCACGGGCACGACCUGGACCAGCCACCCGUGCUGAAGCGAGAGCGCCCCCUGGAGGUGAACGGGCGUGGGCGCGACUCCUCCCCCGCCAGCUCUGACAGCGCGGGACCCAGGGACCGCCCCCGCACGCGGCCCGAGAGGCUCUUUCCCUCGGACAACAGAGACGGUCUGUCAGCAGCCAAUCAGAAGGGUGGGGCUUCGCUCGGCAGGAAGUCCAGCGGCCUUAUGGGAAAUGAAGUCCUGGCUUCGUCCUCGUCGUCUUCCUCCGGCAAGUGGAAGUCCACCUUCUCCCCGAUCACGGACCCCAAGCAGCCCCCGCCCGACCUGAGACGGGGGGCGUCGCCCUUCGGGGCGGGGGGCAGAGAGGGGGGCGGAGAUUCUGACUCUGAUGACGGACCGCGGCGGAGACGAGGGGCGGAAAGCGGGGCGGAGUCUCCGUUUGACGCUGCGGGACCCUCCCAGCUCAAACGCAGCCCCCUCCUCCCGGCCCAGGACCCGGGGGGGCCCGAGCCGCAGAACCCCAGAGGGAGGGGCGGGAAUGGCGGUCAGAACCCCUUUGGGGGCGGCGGCGCCCCCGGCAGGAACGCGGAAGCCUCUGCGCCGUCGGCCGGGCCCUACCCGGGCGGGCCGCCCCCUCCUGCGGGGGCUUCUGUCCUUCAGCCUCGUUUCGGGGGUCAGACGGCCGCGCCCGCGCCGGGAGCCCCGCGAAUGGUGAACGGGCACACGGCCCACGGCACCGCCCCGACCUCCGGGCCUGCGGGGGGCGCUGCAGGAGGAUUUUCCCGCCACGCUGUGACUCCGCCCACUUUUCGCCAGGCUGGGAUAGCCCCCCCGGGGGGUGCAGUGCUCCGCCCCUCUCCUCUCAGCUUCUCCCCGCCCUCGCACCCCCAGCUCCAGCGCAGCGAGCCCCGCCCCCUCCCCCCACCCAGCCCCGCCCACCAGGACCGCGCCCAC
Anguilla anguilla (European eel) is the source of this 4730-nucleotide messenger RNA. Its product is annotated as histone-lysine N-methyltransferase, H3 lysine-79 specific-like. The transcript is spliced from 28 exons. The record is from RefSeq and is a predicted model, not a curated record. Gene Ontology annotation, biological process: DNA repair; DNA damage checkpoint signaling; regulation of transcription regulatory region DNA binding. Gene Ontology annotation, molecular function: histone H3K79 methyltransferase activity. Gene Ontology annotation, cellular component: nucleus. NCBI's taxonomy places the organism in Eukaryota, Metazoa, Chordata, Actinopteri, Anguilliformes, Anguillidae. The annotation marks the transcript as partial.